UUCACCACUCGCAGGACGCACAUCUUUAACCCGCCGCCACCGCCACCGCCGCCGCACUUAAGAGUCCCGCUCAGAAGCAGGGAACCCGUAACCUGCCCCUGCGAGACAGAGGGCACUCCGCGUAGUCCUCUUCAAACCUGCGGUCACACCAGAAUCGCAUCGCAUUGCGUUUGGACCGCCAGAUGGCCAUUUACAUCGGCAUCAACAAUUACAACUUGGUUUAUUAGUUUGAGAGCACUUCGUUUCAGGCAUUCUGUACUGGCGGUGUAGACCGUGUGGUUAGAGCUUACAGAGUAGUCCAAGUGUGUUUUAAAGUAACGGUGAAGGCACCACAGGUGUUUGAGAGGUAGGAAGGAGGAUAACGACGCAUUGGACCCGAACACUGUGCUUGUUGCAACAGGUGUCAAGGCAGGGUGAUAAAAGAGAGAGGAAAAAGAACAAGCUAGCUGAAAAGUGUUGACAGAGACAAGUUGCAGCAGUGACAGAGAGACAGAGGGAAACAAAGAGACAGAGAAAGAGAGAAACACCCCCUGGAGAAUUGACAGAAGAGCCGGCCCCCGGCGUGAGUGUGUGUGUGUGAGAGAGAGAGAGGGAGAGAGGGGCAACGUUAAAAGCCGGUACAGGCAUGAUGUCCUACAUUAAGCAGCCUCAUUACGCCGUGAACGGGUUAACUCUGUCCGGCCCGGGCAUGGACCUGCUACACUCCGCCGUCGCAUACCCAAACACUCCGAGAAAGCAGCGCAGGGAGAGGACCACGUUCACCCGCGCGCAGCUAGACAUCCUGGAGGCGCUGUUCUCAAAGACACGCUACCCUGACAUCUUCAUGCGCGAGGAGGUGGCGCUCAAAAUCAACCUGCCCGAAUCUCGAGUCCAGGUGUGGUUCAAGAACCGGCGGGCCAAGUGCCGUCAGCAGCAGCAACAGAGCAGCGGUCAGUCCAAGCCGCGGCCGCCCAAGAAGAAGGCUUCGCCGGCCCGCGAGCCCAACAGCGCCGAGGCCAGCGUCAGCAACAACGGGCCCUACAGUCCCGCGCCACCCCCGCCUGGCACGGCCAUCACGCCCAACUCCAGCGGCGCCAGCGCCACCGUGUCCAUCUGGAGUCCAGCGUCCAUCUCACCGCUGCCCGACCCGCUGUCCGCCUCGUCCGCACCCUGCAUGCAGCGCACCUCCGCCUACCCCAUGACCUACACGCAGGCGCCCGCCUACAGUCAGAGCUACGGCGCCUCGUCCUCCUACUUCACCGGCCUGGACUGCAGCUCCUACCUGUCCCCCAUGCACCCGCAGCUGUCCGCCACCGGGGGCGCCCUCAGCCCCAUCACCGCCUCCACCAUGGGCGGCCCGCUGAGCCAGUCGCCGGCCUCGCUGUCCUCCCAGGGCUACACCGCCGCCUCGCUGGGCUUCGGCGCCGUCGACUGCCUGGACUACAAGGACCAAGCCGCCUCCUGGAAACUCAACUUCAACGCGGCAGACUGCCUGGACUACAAGGACCAGAAUUCCUGGAAGUUUCAGGUGUUGUAGAAAGAGUGAGGGAGAGAGAGAGAGAGAGAGCAGAGAGAGAGAGAUAGAGAGAGGGAGGGAGAGAUGGAGGGAUGAAAGGAGAGUUGUAGAAGGAGGCGAGGAAGGGAAAAGAGAAGGAGUGGAGAUUCAAGCUUUUAUACAGAAAACAUUCAGAGAUCCUUUUGGACCAUGCAGCGCCGGUGUGGGCACACAUAGCCGACCUUUUCAACGGAUCAUGACGAUGACCAUGUUUUAAGUGCUCACACUUAACAUCUCAAUGGUUUGCUCAUUGACUGAUCAGUUUUACUGUCAUACUUUGUGAAAAAAAAUUGGACUGCUAUUGUUGAAAAUCAUGAAAUAAGAUUUUGGAGAAAAAAAAUGUGAGAUUUCUAAAUUAUCUAAAUGAUAAUAAGUUUAAUUUAUUUAUAUGUGAGUUGGAAUAUAUUUUGAUUGUCUGAAACUUGGAUCAUCAGUGUGCUCAGUAGCCUGAUGAGGUUUUUUAAUCAACGUAACUGAAGCGCCAAUCAAUGCAAAAAUGUGAGUAAUGCUGGUACUUUGACUAACAUGAAUCACCCAGACGAUAGCACGAGGACUCUGUGGCUAUAAAACCUGAGAAACAUGAACGUACAUGACAUAAGAGUUACUGCUACCACCUUGAGUGAUAUUCAGUGUAAUUGUCUGAGAAUGGUCUUCUUUCAUACAUGCAUAUUAUACAUGGGCAAGCACAGUACCAUAAAUAAGAAUUAGAGUUUGAAAUCCAGAUCAAAAUGACCAUGGCAUGUAUUUAUGUGUUACAUUUCAGCAUGGUGAGUCAGACCACUCCAUUUGGAAGUAGAGUCUUUUGAUAUCGUUCUUCACCUUAAUAUUCCAUACGUGGAGUCAUUGUCUUUUUCUUUUUGUCUGGUUUUAUUUUUUUUUUUCCUUUUAACUUUUGCAACGAAGCUGCUUAUCAUAUUUGUGAACUAAGAGAGUUCCGAGCCAAACAAAAAACAAAACAAAAACAAAAACAAAGACACUUGGAGCUUUGCCUGGUAGGUGCUGUGCAACAUGAACGCAUGACGUCCUCUUUGAGCAGAAAGCUCCCAAGUGCAUAUCCACACAGAAGGUCGUCCUGGGAUACUGUCGCCCUGGAUACUGUGUCCAGAUUCUGGUUUAAAGUGCACACCUCCUUCCCUGUGGCCAAUGCCGAACGCAAGGCAUUGUGGGAUACAUGAAGAGAGUGUCAGACGCCUGUUUAUAUCUCAGUGUGGGUUUAUGGUAUAUUUUGUUGGACAAAUGUGUACUACAUUAGCAUCCAACUACACAGAUUGCCCCUUAAUGACUUAAAAACCAUUUUGCAGAAAGUACAGUAAUGAUCAAGAGAAAGACAGAAGAGUCUGUGAUGAUAAGAGAAAGAGAGAGACGGAGAGGGGGAGGGGAUCUACUCAAAGAAAGGGAAAGAAAGAAUGUGAAGGUAUUCUUUGCUCUUGCACAGACAACAUCAUAUUUCUCGUGGGGAGGGAUACCAUUGUGUAUUGAUGUAUUGUUUAAUUAUUUUUUUUGUAUUAGACUGUAAAAAUUCAUGUUUCUUUGCAAUUGUGAGUUCUUUGAAGUAAAUUUGUGGUUAAUCUGUUUGAAUUAAUAUUAUUGUCAUUAUUGCUAUUAUUAACAAUGUUGUGAUGUCCACAGCUAUUAUGAAUAUUGCAUUUAUUCAGAGUUGUGUUUUCUUUAUCUCUUUUGUAAAUACAACAUAAAAAAAACUUUACUUGAAAAAAUGCAAUCAUGUUUGGCACCGACACCGUGUCACCCUGUUACAGCAUACUCAACGGACUCUCGAUCACUCUCUUAAUUUCUAUAGAAGACUGCCAACUUUUUAUUUUUUUCUCUUUUUUUGUCUUUCUUCUUUUUUUUGUUCUGAUCAUUGUUAUUUUUUUUUUUUUCAAACUCAGGGUUUUUAGUGGGUAAACGUAGCAGCUUAUAGGCAGCAUUUUUGCUGUGUCUGGCUGUUCAUGUGUAACUUCAGCUCAUCACAGGAGAAUCACAUGCUUCUUUUCUGAUACGAAUGACUCAUCCACCUUUUGUAUAUUUGAAUGUUCCUCCCGCGUGUUUGCCCCAGCCCACCCAGAUGAUAGAAUUGGAUAGUGAUUAUGUUUCGAGACA
Alosa sapidissima (American shad) is the source of this 3634-nucleotide messenger RNA. It is a transcript of the gene otx5, whose product is annotated as orthodenticle homolog 5. Gene Ontology annotation, cellular component: nucleus. NCBI's taxonomy places the organism in Eukaryota, Metazoa, Chordata, Actinopteri, Clupeiformes, Clupeidae. The coding region runs from base 626 to 1516 and encodes 296 amino acids. The record is from RefSeq and is a predicted model, not a curated record. Gene Ontology annotation, molecular function: RNA polymerase II cis-regulatory region sequence-specific DNA binding; DNA-binding transcription factor activity, RNA polymerase II-specific. The transcript is spliced from 3 exons. Gene Ontology annotation, biological process: multicellular organism development; regulation of transcription by RNA polymerase II.